This is a messenger RNA of Suillus clintonianus, 577 nucleotides long. RefSeq lists its product as uncharacterized. The transcript has a single exon. NCBI's taxonomy places the organism in Eukaryota, Fungi, Basidiomycota, Agaricomycetes, Boletales, Suillaceae. Bases 99 to 494 code for a protein of 131 amino acids. The record is from RefSeq and is a predicted model, not a curated record.
ACGGACGUAUAUCCGGGUAACUGCCAGCUCCUUUGCCUUACCAUCAAUUUCCAUUCACGCCUUGUGCCGACAAAAACCUUCACUGAUCUUACCCCGAUAUGUCGCUCAUUUUAUGUCUUUAUCUCAUCUUUGUGCUCUGUAGUUCCUACUCCCAUGCGAUCGCACAUUACUGCAUGCUGGCGUUGUUAACUGGUAUGGUCUUGUCACAGACAUAUUCACAAAGUACGUAUUCCGGUGACGUGUCGACAGCAGGUCAGUCGAUCUCGUGUUCAGCUAUUCGGCCACUACCUUCACAUGUACUGGCAGCUCAAGUCAAGCUCAGAUCCCAGAUGGCAAGAGUCUUCAAACUUGGUCAAAGCAUGCACUCGAUUUACAUACGGGCUUCUGAGGCUUUGACAGCGGUUGUGGUGAUGAUAAUUAUAAUUGAAGGCCACCGACACGCCUGGGAGGCCAAUAAAUCCCAUUCUGUGACGGUAACAAGUGUUGACCGCUGAUUUUACUCAUCAUAAUGGAAACGACAAACGCCAACUGUCAUGCAAAGAAAUCGGUAAAUAAUACACUUGAUGGGGGUGGAGUU